GCCCGAGGUCGUUUUCACUGAAUCACGUUUUGCUACAGGGGGGCUCCGUCCAUCCCCGAGGAUGGGUGUGCACUGUUGGUCCGUGCACGCGCACGUGCGAGGACUGCAUGUGUGCAUGGAGCGCGUGUGGAGCCGCGUGGCUCGUGGCCCCGGCUCGGGCGACCCCCACGAAGCGAGCGAGAAAACAGCCGGCGCGCGGGCCGGCCCCAUGGCGCUCGCUGCUGCAGGCCGCUCUGCGCUGACGGAGCCGGCGGGCAGCGCGUCCCCAGAGCCCAGCGCGGGGCGGCCGCUGAGCGUGCUCAGCUGCCACGGCACGUUGGUCUCGCCGCUGCACCCCGAGACCCAUGCGAGCUUCCAGUUCUCGCGCAAGCGGCAGGCCUAUGGCAGCGCCGCCCCCGACGCCGGCAAUCCUCAUUCCAUGUACGCCGUCUCCGCGGUCAGGACCCAGCCCGUGGCCGGGGGAGAGCUCGGGUCGGAGCGAGAGGCGCGCUUCACGUGGUACGCUGCAUACGCGAAGAGCUGCGAGGCCAAGGCGCACGAGGCCUUCCGGAAGGGAGGGACGCCACGCGCUCUGGGCGCGAGCGGCUCCUUCGGCCACUCGCAGGCCCACCCAAGCGAUGAUACCAGCUUCGCGUGGCAGUCUUACCGUGGCUGGACGGCGACCUCCAGGCACAACCACGAGGCGCGGAUGAGGGAAGUGUGGCAGCAAGAGGCCAGGCAGCAGUGGAGAGCGCAGGUGUCGGACCUGAAGUGGAGGCCGCUGGAGGGCGAGCCUUGUACGCCGCGGUUGACCGCGGAGCUCGAGGAGAAGGCGGCGGCCGCGGCCACGAAGUCCGCUGCCGAGGCCGAGGCGAGGGCAGCGGGCCUCCUCGAGAGAGCCGAGGCCGCGGCCCAGUCCUCCUCGAGGACCUGCGAGAGGCUCCUGGCGAGGGCCGAGGCCGAGGCCGCCGCGCAGGCCCGCGCCCAGGAAGAGGCCCUGGCCCAGGCCACGGCCAGGGCAGAGGCCAGGGCUCGGGCCCAGAAGGCGCCGGCGAGGGCGGCCGAGGCAGAUGCCCCGGCGAGGGCGGCGGCGGAGGCCGAGGCGACGGCGCGGGCCGAGGAGCGGCAGAGCGCCCAGGAGAAGGCGAAGGCCGCGGCUCGCGUGCAGGCGGAGGAGCAGCUGGGCGAGGCGCUGAGGCAGAGGGAGGUGCACGGCGCCCGCGCCGCUCUGGCGGCCGUCGAGGUGGCGGGCGCGGGCGCCAGCGAGCUCGCGGCUGCGAGCGCCGCCGUGGCGGACCUGACACGUGACACGGAGCCCCCGGCGUUGCCAGCGUCGUCGGCGGUCGGUGGGGGCGGGAUUCCUGUCAUGCCUGCCACAACGCGUUCUUCGUGGUGCGCCGCGGCAAGAGAUGCGUCUGCUUCCCAGAGUGGGCGUUUCGCCAGAGAGGUCCCCGCAGUUUGUGCCCGAGCGGGCCCAUGGAAUACCUCUGGUCGACCCCCCCACCGUGGGCGGCCCAAGUGCCGUAUCGCGAU
Molecule: messenger RNA, 1512 nt
Organism: Prorocentrum cordatum
Lineage: Eukaryota; Dinophyceae; Prorocentrales; Prorocentraceae
Source: the annotation of a GenBank genome assembly